GUUGACUAUCGGUUGGCGCCCGAGCACCCGUUCCCUGCGGCGCUGGAGGACGCUCUUGCGGUCUACACUUGGCUUAUCGACCCGCAAGGCGGGGGCUAUCGGCCCCAAAAUGUGGUCAUCGGCGGGGACUCGGCCGGGGGCGGCUUGACACUUGCUACCAUGCUUCGAGCGAGGGACCAAGGCCUGCCGCUGCCCUCGGCUAUCGUCUGCCUGUCUCCCUGGGUGGACCUGGAAUGUCGAGGCGAGAGCUGGAAGAAGUACAAGUCCUACGACUACCUCUCCAUGCCCGAGACCUUCAACUGUCCCCAGAUGUACGCGGGCAAUCAUCGGCUCGACCACCCACUCAUCUCGCCCAUCAACGCUUCCCUGGUCGUGGGCGAAGUGGAGGUGUUGCGGGACGAGGCAGUGAUGCUCGCCGAGAAGGCGAAGCGAGACGGUGUCGACGCCACCCUCGAGAUCUACACCGACAUG
This is a messenger RNA of Acanthamoeba castellanii str. Neff, 471 nucleotides long. RefSeq names its product alpha/beta hydrolase domain containing protein. Gene Ontology annotation, molecular function: hydrolase activity. The record is from RefSeq and is a predicted model, not a curated record. The transcript is spliced from 6 exons. NCBI's taxonomy places the organism in Eukaryota, Discosea, Longamoebia, Acanthamoebidae. The annotation marks the transcript as partial.